CGUUACGUUUCCACAACUACACAACUCACCAAAGUUGAAAUGAGUGAGUCUAUCAUCUGAGGAUCCUUAGCUUUGGAAACAAACUCUGUCACCAGGAUUUAGUCCAGUUUCGCUCUGGAGCCCUGAUGAGUCGGCCACCAUGGAGCCUGGGCUUGCGUGGCCUGCUUUAUUCUUCCUCUUUGCUUCUUUUGGGAGGUGGGCUUGUUCAUCGCCCCGCUCAGCUGUGGUACCCAAGCUAAGCCGAGAGGGGGGAGUUACAUAAAACCUCCCUGUGACCUGUUUGCACACACCAGCCUGGUUAACCCCGGGCAGAAUGACAGUGACAGCUGCCUUGCAACAAACAGAGGGAGUGAAGGGUUCAGUUCCGCAGCCGCCGCCGCAGGGACGAGUAUAUCAUUACAGCCCGGGGCUCCGAGAGACACCAUCUAACCUCACCGCCUGUCCCGCGUCUCCUCUAGGACAUCUGACCCAGACCCUCCGGGAGCUUCCUCCGCCCGUGACUGCCCGCCGGCCUGUCCUCACCUCCGCCUGCGCUCCAGGCCCGCGCCAGCCAGGCUUUCAGCAGCUGGGGUAGGACUCAUCCCAGCCUUUGAGCCCCAGGGGGAGAGGGGGGAGGGAAAACACAUGGGGGCCAGGCAGUCCAGGGCCGGUUGCAAGGACAAGGGCCCCGGGAGGAUGGGCUGCCUGCGGAGGAGGCAGAAGUUGUCUGCCUGGGAUGAUGCCCUGCUCUCGGGAAGGGACCCCCGGGCCCUGCUGAAGCGGGGCCUGCGCCACAUCAGCUUCAGCCUGGUCACCAAGGGGAUGACGGACAUCCCCGACUUCCUGUGGGGCUUGUCCGAGGUCCAGAGGCUCAAUCUGUCUCACAACCAGCUGCGGGUUCUGCCCCCCGAGGUGGGCCGGCUGAGCCGGCUGGUGGUGCUGAACCUGUGCGGGAACCACCUGAAGAGCCUGCCCGCGGAGAUCAGCCUCCUGCAGGGCCUGAAGGUGCUGUUCCUGAGCCUGAACCGCCUGAGCGAGCUGCCGGCCGAGCUGGGCGCCUGCAGGAGCCUGGAGGUCCUGAGCGUGUCCCACAACCGCCUCUCCCAGCUGCCCGCCAGCUUCGCCGACCUCUCCCGGCUGCGGAAGCUGAACCUCAGCAACAACUGCUUUGCUCACAUCCCCGUCUGCGUGUUUGCUCUGAAGGAGCUGGAUUUCCUGCACGUGGGCUCCAAUCGCCUGGAGAACAUCGCCGAGAGCAUCCAGUGCCUGGGCAGCCUUCAGAUCUUCAUCGCGGAGAACAACAGCAUCCACUCCUUCCCGCGCUCGCUCUGCCUCCUCGCCAGCCUGGAGGUGCUGAACUUGAACGACAACGACAUCCAGACCCUCCCGGAGGAGCUCUGCCUGCUGUGCAGACUGGGGAGGAUCGCUUGGAACCCCAUGGACAAAGGGCUCCACAUUUCCCAUAACCCCUUAGCCAAGCCUCUGCCCGAGCUGGUGGAGGGGGGCCUGGAGAUGCUGGUCAGCUACCUGAAGGACAAAAAGCACAGCUGAGUGGCCGCGGAGGCGGGAACAGCAGCCAGCUCGCCCGGACUCUGCCCACGGGGUACUUCUCUAGUCCCAGCUUUCUCCUCUUACUGUUGGGUUGGUCAAGGCGUGUGUUAAUAUUUGCUCAAUUGUAGUUGAGUGGCAUUCUAGGCAGGGGUUUCUAGGCAGGGGUUUGCUUUGAACUCUGCAUGUUCCUAAUAACCUCCAAAAUAUGGUCAUAUCAUUCUAAAUAUAAAUGGAAACAGGACUUCGGUUUUCUCCGAAGAGAAAUAAUUGCUCUAAUUUUCCUGAGGAGCAAUGGGACUCGGCCCUUGGAAUAAUGGUCAGCAGGUCUGAUUCGAUGGAAUCCAAAAGUUAAAUAUUUACUAAGUAUGUGCCAAGGAUGGUGUGAGGCAUUGGCAACAUCUGGUGUCAACCCUUGAAUUGGCAACCGGAGGCCAGGUAGCAACAGCAAGACACGCUCCUGCACCAGCCUGGACCAAGCCUUACUUGGGACCAAAGGGCCAGCUGGAGCCCUGUCCUUCUGGUGAUGACCAAGUUCGGCAGAGCUUUCCCCUCGAGUUCAGGGGGGAACAAUCAGGGGAAACGUGUCUCUAAAAUGCCUGUAGAGUAACAAUCAAGCUGCUCAGGUUUGCGUGUGGUGCUGAGUGACUGGCUCAU
Molecule: messenger RNA, 2184 nt
Organism: Myotis myotis
Lineage: Eukaryota; Metazoa; Chordata; Mammalia; Chiroptera; Vespertilionidae
Gene: LRRC30
Product: leucine rich repeat containing 30
Exons: 1
Coding region: 625-1530 (301 amino acids)
Molecular function (GO): protein binding
Source: RefSeq, a predicted model, not a curated record